Menidia menidia (Atlantic silverside) is the source of this 6641-nucleotide messenger RNA. Lineage: Eukaryota; Metazoa; Chordata; Actinopteri; Atheriniformes; Atherinopsidae. The record is from the annotation of a GenBank genome assembly.
AUGGGAGCACAGAGCUCAGCGCAGCGGGACGGGAAGAGUCAGGGGGAUGCUUCAGCCUCAGCCUCAGCCUCAGCCGGGGACGUGAGCGCGGAGGUGGAGGUGGUCCAGCAGGGAGGAGGCGUCCCGGACAGCAAGCCUUUGGAGAAAAAUGGACAAAUCUCCAGCCUGACCAGCCUGGAGGACAACACCCUGGCAGAAGUUGGCCAACCAGAUGGUGUAUCUGUGGCUCAGAAGGAGGAGGCUCCUGAGACCACAGACACUAUCCAGGACGAAGCGACUCCGCAAGUAAAUGGAGAAAAAGUUGAUAAAGAGUCAUCUGAUGCUAUAGAUAUAUCCACAUCUGAAGAAAAGGUAACCGAUGAAAAGCCUGACGAUGCAAAUGAAGUUGGCUUCAAGAAGAUUUUCACCAUUGUGGGCUUGAAAUUCACGCUGAAGAAGGACAAAAGUGAGGAAAUGGAUCCAGUGAAGCUACUGACAGUCAAAGAUAAGGAUGGAGAAGAGGCCACUGAUACCGAUGAACCAGCAAAGAGCGAGGAGGCUGAGAGUGCUGGAGAGAACACCACUGAAGAAAAGGACCCUGACACAGAAGCCUCUGCCAGUGAAACAGAAGUCACUAAAGAAACAGACAAAGUUGAAACUGCUGAAGCCUCCUCUGAAAGUUCUGCCAAAGCCUCCAGUGAUGGAGUCACUGAGGAAGGAGCUGAGAAGGAAAAAGAAGCUGCUCCUAUUCCAAAGGAGACAAGUAUGUCUCCAUUCAGAAAACUCUUUUUUGUUGGACUCUUUUCAAACCUGCGAAAGAAAGCCAGCAUGAAGCGGACAAAAGAGGAGGAGGAAAAGGAGAAGGCAUUAAAGGAGGAGGAGGAAAAGGAGAAGGCAUUAAAGGAAGAGGAGGAAAAGGAGAAGGCAUUAAAGGAGGAGACAACUAAGGCAGAGGAAACUGCUACAGAAGAAGAGGAGGAAAAAGAUGUGGCAGAGAAAGAAACAAUGGAGGAUAAAGAUGUUUCAGAAAAGGAAACAGAAGACGAAGAUGUGGUAGAGAACGAAACAGAGGAGGAGAAAGAUGUCACAGAGAAGGAAACCAAAGAGGAGAAAGAUGUGACAGAGAAGGAAACCAAAGAGGAGAAAGAUGUGUCAGCGCAGGAAACAAAGGCUCUGCCCUAUGAGGAGAAAAAGGAAGACAAAACUGCAACUGAUCAAGACACCAAGGAGGCAACAUCAGUCAGUACUCAGGAGGAAAAAUCUGAGCCAAAAGAGCAGUCACCCACCACAGCAGAGGAAGCAAAAUCAGGGCUUUCCCCAGAUGUCACUGUUGACACUGCUGCUCCCACAGACAGCAAAGCUGAUGAAACCAAACAAGAGGACCAAAAGGCAGAAGCUAAGACAGAAGAAAAGGCCCCAGUGGAGGUGACCUCUGAGACUGAGCUGCUAUCUUCACAGGAGAAAACAAAGCCUCAUGGAAGCCCCCUUAAAAAGCUCUUCACUGGAGCUGGCCUAAAGAAGCUCUCUACAAAGAGACAGAAAAACAAGAGGGAUUCUGAGUCAAAGCUCACCGAUUCUGGGGAGCAUGCAGCUGAGCAACUUCAGUCCUCCACCGAGUCAGAAGAGGCUCCUAAAGCUGACAGUGGGCCCUCAUCUCCCGAAGCAUCAGGAGAACAUGUUCAGUCUGUGGAGGAAAACCAGAAUGGGUCCAACCAAGAACCCGAGGGUGAAGUUGUUUCUGAUGGUGAAAGAAAGAAGGAUGGUGUAAUUGCAUCCUUUAGGAAACUUGUAACUCCUAAGAGGCAUGCUAAAAGAUCUUCCGAUAGUGAAGAUGAGGGCACAAGUGACAAACCUGCAAAGUCUGCCACACUCUCAUCUUCGGAGAGUGCUCCCUUAGCCGAUAAGAGCGUUGAGGAAGAGGAGACUAAGGAGGAAAAGCCCUCUGAGGAAGAGCCAAAGAUUGAAAACACAGAGAAACUCACCAGCAGCACAGAGGAGACCAAGAAGAAAAUGGACACCUCUGUUUCCUGGGAGGCUCUUAUGUGUAUGGGUGGACCCAAAAAAAGGACAAGGAGGACCUCUGACUCUGAUGAUGAGGAAACAAAGGUUGAAGAGGAGGUGCCAGCAGCAGCAGCAGCCGCAGCAGCAGAAGUUGAACAAGUGGCCAAAGAUGAGACUGCCGGUGCCACUUCCCAUAAUCCUGAGAGUGAGGGAGUAGUAGAACUUGAAUCUUCACCUGAGCCUGCACCUACUCCUGCACCUGCACCUGAGCCAGUGAGUGCCCCCCCUGUGAGAGAUUCUCCCUGGAGUACACUGAAACGUUUAGUUAUGUCAAAAAAUAAGGCAAAAAUUGAGGAAAAGCCAGAGGGGUCUGCUAACCAGGUCCAGCCAGACACAGAAGCACCAAAAGAUGAAUCAGCGUUCUCUUUGAGAAAGUUUUUCCCAGGACGCAGAAAGAAGGUGGUUGAAAAACAAGCUUCUAUUGACCAGGGAGCAGAGGAGGACUCUGACACCCCGGCUGUGGUUCCUCUCUCAGAGUACGAAGACCAACCUGAAGCAGGUCAGGAAACACCAGUGGAGCAAGCCGCAGUUGAGAUCAAAGUAUCUGCUGAGGAUAGAUCCCCAUCAUGGAUCCCAGCCAUCAUCGAGGAUAAACAGGACCAGCUGAGUGAUAUCCCAGAGGAGGCGGAAAAUGCAGCCACGCCAAAGUCCGUCGACACCGAUAUUAUUGAGGAUGAAGAGCAGCCACCACCAAGACGCACAGGGCGCAGACUGUCCACCGCGGAGGUCAAGCCCAUCACCCCGACUCCACCGGCUGCCACAUGCCCUGUUCCUCAGGAGCCCACUGUUGAAACUGCCAAACAAGUUAUAGGCAGAAUUGAGGCCCAGAUAAGUGAAAUCCCACCCCAGACGUGUGCGACUCUAGAGGACGUGCAAAUACUUGCAGUGACUCAAAAUACUGAAGAUGAAAUCCAAACUGAGAAUGCAGAUAUCAUCAAAAAUAUUAUUCUGGAGCCGCAUGUAUGUGGCGAGGCCAUGGCUUUCUGUACUGGCCUGGGCACCAAGGAGAUAGCCAAAGUUGCUUCGGAGGAGCCUGUUGAGCCAGUCGUGGAGAAUAUGACUGUAGUCACUGAUAGUCUGAUCACAGAACUUGCUGUGGAGGAGAAGCCAAUGAUUCCAGAGGAGGCAAGUGUUAGUGAAGACCCCGUGCUCAAGGCUCAUGUGCACGAGAUCCAAGCCCUUGAGCUUGAGCCCUUUACCACAAAUAUUGUGUGUGAGGUUAUAGAUAUUCAGACUGCCAGUGAAAACUAUGAGCCCGAGGUGGAGAAGGUUGGAGUUGUCAGCACCGAACACUCUGAGGUUAUUCAGCCCACCACAGUGAAGGAGAACUCACCUAAAGCUGUAAUAGUCGAUCCAAUUGAACCGACUCUUGAGACAGCUGUCUCUACCCAGACUGUAGAGGUGUCUGAGGUGACUGUACAGACCAAGGAAAUGCAAGUGAGCAUAGAGCAGCAUGCUGUAACUGAGGAGGAGCCUUUGCCUGUCAGCAUAUGUAAGACUAAAAAGACAACCAGCGCAAAGAAGACUGAGAAAGCUACUCCUGCGGUUGUGCCAAGUGAGGAAGUCGCUGUUAUCACAGAAGCAGUGGUUCUUCUUGCUCCUGAUGGUGUCCAAAAGGAAACAUCACAGAGUGGGAAGAAGAAAGAUGCUUCAGUGUCAGAACCAGUUGGUGCUGAAAAAAAACAGAAAAAGAAAUCUAAGAAGGGCUCGCCCAAAGGGGUCAACAGUGUAAGUGAAAUUGAGAGUCAAAGCGUGGCCAUUGCCCAAACGGUCAUCAAAGAUGCUGUAGAUAAAGUAUCAGAAGAUGUGCCAAAAUCCAAAAAGUCUUCCAAGCAAAUAGCCCCUUUUCCAAAACCAGCCAAGGCAAAAGAAACAACGGAGAAAGAGAUUGACACUGAAAACGAUCAGCUGGUUAUCACUGACACUCCCGUUCCUGUUACCUGUGAAAAACCACAAAAAAAGGCCCCUCAGGUACUCUGUGUUGCCAUGGAGGUCAUUGACUCAGUCCCAAUCGAGGUCACAGAGACUGUGGAAGAUGAUGAGGAAGAGGAGGAUGAGGAAGAAGAAAGUGAGGGUUUGGAGAACGGAACACAAUCAGUGGCAGAGAGUGAAGGCCAGGGAGCAGAGAAAGAGAUCCAGAUCCACAUACCGGUCCAGGUGGUCCUUCGGGCCGCAGAGGUGAUAGAGGAACCACCAGUGGAGGUGGAAACCCUGGCAGGGUAUGGCAACGGCAGUGCAACCGCCGCGAGUCCUGCAAAACAAAACAAGCUCUCCGUUCUGUCAGAGGAACCUCAAGAGACAGCUGCUGGCGCCGGCAAAGACACAGACGCAGCAGCGGGCCAAUCAGAGACCGGGAAAAAAGCAUCAGCAAAUUGUGCGAAAGUGAUGGCGCAAGUGAUCGAGCAGCAUCAUGAGCCGCUGAAAACUGAUGCCUGAGGGGAUGCGCUUACCGGACCAGGAAGUGAGCGGAGAGAGAGAGAAAGAGAGAUGCUCAGUGAUAAAACACUGUUUGGGCCCCACCUAUCCCGCGAUAGACUGAGCCGCAGCUCUGCAACCCCCCCCCCACCCCCCACCCCCCUCCCACAGCUGUGUCACGUCAUGGUGACAAUCCACUGUUGUACCUUCACUCUAGCACACUCACGCAUGUCCUGUGCCUCAGAAGCAGCCCAUCUGGCUUGCCAUCACUGAUGUCUCACUGACUUUCCAUUGCCCUUGAAAGUCUGCAGUCUGGUUUAGAGUGGAUGCUUGUGUGUGUUUGUAAGAGUGUGUGUUUCAUGUAUGGGAAGGGUGAGAUGGCUGCAGGAAAGUGUAGAGUUGGAGGAUUAUUAUCUUGUAUAUUGUAUUUAUAUCUCGAGUAUUCAGUCAUUCAAAUCUAAGUCCUUAUUUCUAUUUUCUCCUUAUUUUUUGUUGUAUGGCCACUGCUGCCUGUUUCUGAAAAAUCCACAUAUUACUGUGAUGCGGCUGGUACAUUACAGUGAUAUCUGAUACUCGGUGUGAAAUCUGAUGCAGGGAAACCUCUUAAAAGUUUCUCAAAAACAAUGUGUUUGAAAGUGCUCAGUGUUUCAGCUCCAUAACUGACAAACAGGUUCAUUUUAAAGGAUUUUUUCUAAUAAAGCCAUGGUACAAGUGUGAUUCCAGAGGUAGAGGAAGCAACAAGAAGACAGAGAAUGUGUGCACCACACGUUUGUUUUUUGACACAUUCUUUUUCCACACGGUUUAGUUCUUUCCACACUCAUACAAAAUAAGUCACAAGAUUCAUGUAGAUAAGUCAAACAAUCACUGCCUGACCUACUGUGAAAAUAUAUUGCAACACAUUGUUUCAUGUGAUAAUAAAAAGCUACAGUUGAAAAUGUGAUAAAAGUAUCUGCUAAAUGCUUUUUGUUUUCACAAAAAAUAGAGACACCAGUUCUAACACUUGAUAGACCUGCAUUUUAGAAACACUUACAAAGCAUCUAACAAUGUUCACUGAAUGUUUUCCGAAUUAAAUGUGUAUCACAGACAUAAAGCAGUUCAACAUGUUCCUUAGUACUCUAUCAUUGCGUUUGCUAUUUAAAUGAAUUUUAACCCUCUGUGCAGACAAAAAGCUGGGCACUCUUUAGUCCUUUCAAGGGGUCAGUUUAAUUAAAAGUUUUAAAACGGUUAAAGUAUUAAAGGGUUGUUGUUUCAUACAGUGGGUACAGUGGUUGAUCAUUUGAAUAGGCACAAUUGGGAACUUCAUGGUACCAGAAUAAAUACAAAAGUUCAUUUUACUCCUGAUUUAAAAGCUGAAUUGAGUUAGGAUUAAUCAGGGAGCCAUGUCCUUUCCAUCGAUCACACGACAAGCCAUCAGUUAUUUCAAAUUAGAUUUCCAAAGAGCUGCUUCCACUCAAGUAUCAAGUAUUGCUUUCAUGAUUUGGGUCUCUUUAGCAAAUUUAUUUGCACUGGGAAAAUGUUUGUAGGAACAGUCUAGCUACUUAUUUCAACCACCAAAGUAAACGUGAUAAGUUAACACUGGUAGUCAUUCAUUACCAAUCAACUUGGAAAGCCCAAUUGUUUCAACAAUGUGACUAUCUUGAAACAAUCUGAUCUGAUGGCUGAUACCAGCAGUUCUCUGCAGCUUCAUAACCAAAUAAUAAAGGACAUUUGCUCCCUAACCUUAGGAUGUUUCUGUGACGCUGUAGAGGCACAUCCAUUACAUUUGCUAUAUGUAAUACUAGUGAAUAGAAGAAAGCAUAAUCAAAUUAACUUGGUUUUGGUCACAAAAUGUAAAACAUCUAGAGACACCUGCUCACUUUCAGUCCUCCCUGCUUUUUGUAACACAUAACUGUGAACCUGUUAACAUUUGUACAGAUUGUUUACCUACUGUAUGUACCUAAAUAAUAUUGUUGUAAUAUUAACUAUUAACCUGCAACCAUUUAGCAUAACAUUCAUGUAGCAUGGUCGUACUUGUUUUUAUAUUUCUCAAGCUGUUAAUAGUAAGCAAUCGGAAACUUGUCUAUAUUUCAUUCAAUAAAGUUAGAGAAAAUGUAUGUGUUCUACUUGAAUCUGAUUUCCACAUUCUCUAUCAUUAACUACGCAUCUGUAAAUCCUAUAGAAAUAUAGGCAACUAAUAUUAAUCAAGA